AUGCAGAACCCAUUUGUGAAUAACCCACCGUCCUCUUCUCCUGUGAAAAGGUCUCAGGUCCCCGGAGGACGCAUCAACAAACGACCCACAUCUUCUGCUACUACAAAUAUGUCUAACUCUUCGUCCAGCUCUUCGCUACUUGCUUCUCCAGUAAGACGACCCAGGUCCACUUCUUCAGCUGGUUCUGGAUUUGCUGACAGAUUCAUACCUAAUAGGACGGAAAUGGAUUUGAAUACCGUCAGUUCAAUCAGGUCAAACCCAAGUAUACCGGCUUUCAAGCCUUCUAAUGGGUCAGAUAACCGUUUGGAAUGGGAAAGGGAACGUCAGGCUCAUCAGACUUUUGAUAUCGUAUUGAAGAACGAAUUAUUCGGGGAACUUCUAAACACUGAUUCUAAUAGUGGUGAUACGAUAUCUAGAAUUCAAUACUCUGAAUCUUUGGAAAGACCUACGACACCUCCUAGCGGGCAUAGAGAUGGUGGCGAUACUGAUGAAGACGAAGAGCAAACUUAUCAGAACUUAAACUCGGAACCUCCAACCACACCUAGACGAAACCAUUCAAGUUUCUUGCAUCAUGAUUCACAUAGACCUACUUCAAACAGCACGAAGGGUGUAAGCUUAUUCAGUUAUGGAUCUAGGUCACAAUCCAAUCGAUUACACUCUUCGAAUUUGGAUUUGGGACCAAAUGCUACCGCAUCGAUGAUGAACAACCAGUAUUUCCAAUCGUUAUCUCCAAUGCGACCAGAGUCACAAAAAUUAUUGCUAUCCCCAGGAAAGAAAUUUAGAGAGAUCGCUAAGGUACCGUACAGAGUUUUAGAUGCUCCAUCUUUAGCAGAUGAUUUCUACUACGACUUGAUUGAUUGGUCCAGUACCGAUGUUUUGGCAGUGGCAUUGGGUAAAUCAAUUUUCCUUUCGGAUAACACUACAAAUGACGUUACCCAUUUGGCCACUUCAGAGUCUGAUUUUACAAGUUUAAGCUGGGUCGAUUCCGGUUCUCACUUAGCUGUAGGGUUAUCCAGUGGUAUAGUUGAGAUAUAUGAUGUUUUAAAGAACAAAUGUAUUCGAACCCUCUCUGGGCAUGUGGAUAGAGUAGCAUGUUUAAGUUGGAACAACCACGUUUUAUCGAGUGGAUCAAGAGAUAGGAAAAUCUUACAUAGGGAUGUGAGAGCUCCUGAGCCAUUUUUUGAACAGAUUGACACACAUUCGCAGGAAGUUUGUGGGUUGAAAUGGAAUGUUAAUGAGAAUAAGCUAGCAUCUGGUGGUAACGAUAAUAUGGUAUACGUUUAUGAUGGUACUUUACGACAACCGAUGUUAUCGAUGGAGGAACAUACUGCAGCAGUCAAAGCUAUGGCUUGGUCUCCUCAUACUCGAGGAGUUCUAGCUACUGGAGGUGGUACUGCGGAUAAAAAACUCAAGAUCUGGAAUAUUUCGAAAGCAGUCAAAUUGAAUGAAGUGGAUACUGGAUCACAACUGUGCAAUAUGCUUUGGUCAAAGAACACAGACGAGAUCAUCACUUCGCAUGGAUACUCUAAAUAUAAUCUCACACUUUGGAACUAUCCAACUUUGGAGCCGAUGGCUGUCUUAAAGGGACAUAGCUUUAGAGUAUUACAUCUCACACUAUCGGCAGAUGGGACUACUGUGGUCUCGGGUGCCGGUGAUGAAACACUAAGAUAUUGGAAGUUGUUUGAUAAACCUAAAUCUAGAGGAUACCAGGACUCGCUUAUAACUAACGCAUUCGAUAAUUUAAGGUAA
Molecule: messenger RNA, 1749 nt
Organism: Kluyveromyces lactis
Lineage: Eukaryota; Fungi; Ascomycota; Saccharomycetes; Saccharomycetales; Saccharomycetaceae
Gene: CDH1
Product: Cdh1p
Exons: 1
Coding region: 1-1749 (582 amino acids)
Biological process (GO): anaphase-promoting complex-dependent catabolic process; positive regulation of anaphase-promoting complex-dependent catabolic process; positive regulation of ubiquitin protein ligase activity
Cellular component (GO): anaphase-promoting complex
Molecular function (GO): protein binding; ubiquitin ligase activator activity; anaphase-promoting complex binding
Source: RefSeq, a predicted model, not a curated record